AUGGGAUCAUCAUCAUCAAAAUCAAGUGCGGUUAUACCACCAUCGAUCGAUUUUAGAGCCAAACCAACGGUCGAUGAACUUGGAUCGGCCAACAAUGGAGGUGUCGAGAUUUCAAAGAGCAUAUUGGAUUUUAAUUUGGGAGAGCGACCAUGUCCCCUCAAACAGACGGUACAGGACCAAUUCACCAUUGCAAAUAUGAGCAAAAACAAGUUAAAGUUUCACUUUGACCCUUCGCAACCCAAAGAGUUUCAAUUGUCGUUUAGUCCGUCGUCGGGCUCGAUUGAAAAGGGCAAGACAAAGGCCAUCAAGGUCAAGUUGGUUGUCAACCAAAAGAUUAAUAUCAACCACAAGGUUACACUGCGUCUCGAAGGUGGCGUCAGUCUCUUUUUGACCUUUAGAAUACGUUGUGAGGUCGGUGUCUUUGGUAUUGACCCACAUACACUCGAACUCGUCGAAGACGAUGGAUACCGUGUACCCAACAUAUUAGUGCUCAUGAAACGAUCAUUAAUCGAACAUGGUGGUCUCCAACAAGAAGGUAUCUUUCGUCUAGCCGGUGAACAAACUGAAAUCAAGCGUAUAAAAGAAUUUAUGAACAAAAAUGAAUUUAAUAGUAGUAAUGAUAUUAAUACUGUUGCUUCACUUAUAAAAAUUUGGUAUAGAGAAUUACCAACACCAAUAUUAAAUUCAAUUCCAACAGAGAAAAUAUUCCAUUGUCAAGAUGUUGAUGAAUGCGUAGAAUCGGUCAACAAGUUACCAGAUAUGCAAAAAAAUCUACUUGGUUGGUUAAUGGAUUUAUUACUUAAAGUUGCUUCUUUUUCUCCAAUUAAUAAGAUGACUGCUCAAAAUUUAGCUAUUGUUGUAGCACCAAAUCUUUACGAAGUAUCAAGUGCCAAUCCUAUAGAAGGUUUGGUUCUAUCACAAAAGUGCGUACAAUUUUUACACAAUGUUCUAUCUUUUAAACAAUCUCAUCCCGAUUAUCAUGGUUCAACCAUGGCCAUUUCAAAUGUUUAA
Messenger RNA from Cavenderia fasciculata, 1011 nucleotides. RefSeq names its product RhoGAP domain-containing protein (gene gacA). The record is from RefSeq and is a predicted model, not a curated record. The transcript has 3 exons. Gene Ontology annotation, biological process: signal transduction. Lineage: Eukaryota; Evosea; Eumycetozoa; Acytosteliales; Cavenderiaceae. Bases 1 to 1011 code for a protein of 336 amino acids. Gene Ontology annotation, molecular function: GTPase activator activity.